AUGACUUACACGAUAAAAGGUAAACAUCCCCAAAAAGAGGAUCUAUCUCCGUCUCGAGACCUUCACGGACCAUAUGUAAAAGAAGCAAUGCAAAAUCCUGUGACAAAGAAGAUUCCUCAAGAGCUUCUUUGUCAAAAGAUCUCGCAGGAGUCUUCGACAACACACUGGGGAUUCCGUAUCCACGCGGCUCUGAUAAGAAGCUCUGAAGCAGCCUGGACGACGAGUGCGGCUAUGACUUACACGAUAAAAGGUAAACAUCCCCAAAAAGAGGAUCUAUCUCCGUCUCGAGACCUUCACGGACCAUAUGUAAAAGAAGCAAUGCAAAAUCCUGUGACAAAGAAGAUUCCUCAAGAGCUUCUUUGUCAAAAGAUCUCGCAGGAGUCUUCGACAACCUCGAAGGUUCGGUUCACUUGA
Messenger RNA from Haemonchus placei, 414 nucleotides. Lineage: Eukaryota; Metazoa; Nematoda; Chromadorea; Rhabditida; Trichostrongylidae. The record is from the annotation of a GenBank genome assembly.